AGAGCCGAAGAGGUGAGCUAGCUAGGGGAGUAGGGGGAGAUAAUGAGCGACGACAGGAGAACGGUAGCGUACGAUGCUGAAGCCGGCGACGGUCAUGAGAGGCAAGGUAUGUUGUUCACAUGCAUGACACGUACUAGCUGUUGUGAUCUGAUCGUCAAAUUGAUCUUGAUGGGUCUGGAUAACACAUGCUGAAUGCAUGCACACGCACUCGGUUUCAGUUAAUCUUGAUAUAGUAUGGGUCCAUCGUGCCGCCCAUCAGUUUGCUCUCCAGGAGCAGGGCUAAGCUAGCUUAUACAGUUGCGCCAGCUGAACGGAUCGAUAUAACAGCUCAGCUGUGCACUGGAUGCAUGCUGCGUGGACAGCAGGGACGGUGUGGACGGCGACGUCGCACAUUGUCGCCGUGGUGGCGGGCUCCGGCGUGCUGGCGCUGCCGUGGACGGUGGCGCAGUUGGGGUGGGUGCUGGGCCCCCUCGUCCUGGUGGGCUUCUCCUGCGUCACCUACUACACCUCCGCGCUCCUCGCCGACUGCUACCGCUACCCGGACCCCGUCCACGGCGCCGUCGUCAACCGCCAGUACGUCGACGCUGUCCGCUGCUACCUGGACCGGAAGUACGUGGUGCUGUGCGGGUGCGCGCAGUACGUGAACCUAUGGGCCACUCUCGUCGGCUACACCAUCACCGCCAGCGCCAGCAUGAUUCAGGCCAUGAAGCGGGCCUCUUUCUACGGCCUCGGCGCCGCCACUGCCUUCUACCUCGCGCUGGGCUGCGCCGGCUACGCCGCCUUCGGGGACGACGCGCCGGGGAACGUCCUCACGGGCUUCGCCUUCCACGAGCCCUCCUGGCUCGUCGACGCCGCCAACGCCUGCGUCGUCGUACACCUCGUCGGCGCCUACCAGGUGUUCGCGCAGCCCAUCUUCGCGAGGCUCGAGAGCUGCGCCGCGUGCCGCUGGCCCGACGCCAAACUCGUCAACGCCACCUACUACGUGCGCGUGCCGCCGUUCCUCCUGCGCUCCGCGUCGUCGCCGCCCACCGUGGCCGUAGCGCCGCUCAAGCUCGUGCUGCGCACCAUCGUCAUCAUGUUCACGACGCUCGUGGCCAUGCUGCUGCCCUUCUUCAACGCCGUGCUGGGCCUCAUCGGCGCGCUGGGAUUCUGGCCGCUCUCCGUCUACUUCCCUGUCAGCAUGCACAUGGCCAGGCUCAACAUCCGCCGCGGCGAGCUCCGGUGGUGGGCGCUGCAGGCCAUGAGCUUCGUCUGCCUCCUCGUCUCCAUCGGCGCCAGCAUCGGCUCCGUGCAGGACAUCGUGCACAACCUCAAGGCCGCCGUGCCAUUCAAGACCGUAAAUUGAUUAACAAUACUGUGUAAAGCAGUUCAUUCUGGUGUUCCGACUGGAAAAAAUCUACAUAACCUUAUGAUCUUUAAAUAGUAGUCUACAUUACCACAUCAUCUUUAAAACUGUUGGUUUAACUUUCUCAUCUUUCCAAAA
Messenger RNA from Zea mays, 1483 nucleotides. Its product is annotated as amino acid permease 6. The transcript is spliced from 3 exons. NCBI's taxonomy places the organism in Eukaryota, Viridiplantae, Streptophyta, Magnoliopsida, Poales, Poaceae. The record is from RefSeq and is a predicted model, not a curated record. Bases 344 to 1345 code for a protein of 333 amino acids.